AUGUUAACCCCUCGCAACCAUCACUCCCACUCUUUCAAGGAGCUGGCAGACACUUUCAGAGAUCUUCGGAAGAGAGAUGCCAAGGCUCUGUUUUUCAUUCAACAAGCUGUGGAUGAAUCCAUCUAUCCUCGAAUUGCUGCUGCAACAAAAUCAAAGGAUGCUUGGGAUGCAUUACAGAAUGGGUAUCAAGGUAAUGCUAAGAAAGUUGUUGAAAAAAUUCUGAGAAGUAUGCCUAUGAAGUAUGACCAUGUUGUGGCUGCCAUAGAAGAAUCUAAGGAUUUAAGUCUGCUAACAGUUGAUGAAUUAUUUGGUUCCCUGCAAUCUCAUAAAAACAAGAUGAAAAGAUAUAAAGAAAAUUCUAUAGAAAAUGCAUUCCAUACUAAAUUGCAGUUUUCCAAAGGCAAAACAAGUGGUAGCACUAGUGAGUCUACCGGCAAGGGUUCAACCACAAGAGGGCGUGGAGGCCAUUUUUUUCUUGGCAAAAGAGGUGGUCGAGGUGGUGGUCGUUCAAGUAGCAACUACCAAUAUCACAAUGGAGGUGGUGACAAAGGUGAAAAUUCUUACCGAAAGCCUCAAUAUUAUUACUGUAAGAAGUAUGGCCAUAUAGAGAGGUAUUGUAGGCUCAAAGAAAAACAAGCAAACUUUGCUGAAGAGAAAGAGAAAGAUGAAACAGAAAGUUUGUUUCUUGCUUGUUAUUCUUCUAAAAAAUGUGUUCCAGAUGUUUGGUACAUGGAUAGUGGGUGCAGUAAUCACAUGACAGCUUAG
Molecule: messenger RNA, 765 nt
Organism: Alnus glutinosa
Lineage: Eukaryota; Viridiplantae; Streptophyta; Magnoliopsida; Fagales; Betulaceae
Exons: 3
Coding region: 1-765 (254 amino acids)
Source: RefSeq, a predicted model, not a curated record